AUGGAGGAUGAGGAUGGAUACACCAUUUUAAAUUUUCGUUCUAGGAAUCCAGCCUUCACCCAUGAACCUUCAGGAACAAACAAAGAAUCCAUCCCUUUGCCUUCCAAAUGGCGAUGCACAGCACUGAUUUUGGGGAUCCUCUGCCUGACGCUGCUGGUAACAGCAGGGAUCUUGGGUAUCCAGGUGACUCAGGCAUCACAUUUAGCAAGUGCAUCACUGAAAAAUCUCUCACAGCAGCUAGAAUUACUCCAAGCCAAAAAUGCAAACCUCUCAGAGAUUCUCCAGCAGCUGACACGUGACAGAGGUAACCAUGUGAAAUAUUUAUUCUCUUUUCAAGGCCACAAAUGCAACCUUUGCCCAGAGAAUUGGUUCUGGUAUGGACAAGUCUGUUACCACCUGUCUACUGAAUGGAAAACAUGGCAAGGAAGUAAAGAUUAUUGUUCUUCUCAUGAUUCCAGACUUCUUAAAAUAGAAAACAAGGAAGAACUGGUAAUGUCUUUUCCUUCUUCACUUACUGUAGAUACCAAACGAGGAAUGAAUGCGGCAAUGGGUGUAGGUUUUAUAUUGCAUGUUCAUAUUGCCACUGAUAAAAUGAUACCACCUAUGCAUUGUAUUCUUGGUCAGAAUCAAGGGAAACUUGGCAGACAAUGCAUUACAUUAGAGAAGGUAAUAAAAGACAUUUAAAAACUGACAGAAGGAAUCAAUGGCAAUGUAAUGUGAAAGGUCCUUCAAACCAGUGCUUUCCACUGCCACAUAACAGAUGUGAGUAUCUCACUCUCCUAUGACCAGCAAAGGCCAAGAGUGCUCAAGCGCUGUGGCUGCUUACUGUCAUUAACCAGGGGAAACACAUCCAGUCUUCAGGUAUCCAUAGGUAGAAGGGCUGUA
Chrysemys picta bellii (western painted turtle) is the source of this 885-nucleotide messenger RNA. NCBI's taxonomy places the organism in Eukaryota, Metazoa, Chordata, Testudines, Emydidae. The record is from RefSeq and is a predicted model, not a curated record.